AACCGCCAUUUCGCGCCAUUUCUGAUGACCUCAAAACGACGUCGCAUGGCCCCAAAACGCGGCCCAAGUCAGACCCACCCGAAACCCCCGCUAACGUCACUACUCCAACCACUUCUACUUCUACCCCUCCGCCUCUAAAUUCCAAAUCUUCCUCCCGAUCCCAAAACCCUAACCCUAAUUCCAAUCCCAAUCCCAAGGCCAUUUUACUACGACGACGCAGUCCCCGUCUCGCUUCGAAGACCCCCGAGGCUGCCGCCACGAGGAGCACCCAAAUCGACGGAGCGAUGGAUUUGUUUGGAGAGAGUGUCACGGCUAUGGGGGUUGAGACCUCGAAAUUGGGUUCUGGGUCGGACUCGGCGACCCGAUUGAGUGGGAAAGGUUCGGGCUUUGGAGAGAAGGAGGAGGUUGGGGUUGAAUUAGGGCUUAGUGGUGAUUUGGGGGGAGAAUAGUGAGGAGGAGAAGAAGAAGAGGAAGUUUGAGAUGGGGAAUUUAAGAGUUUUCUGAGCUUGCGAUCGGGUAAGAGAGUUGCGAAAAGAGGUGUGGAUGGAGAAUGUGGGAAUGAUUUCAGUGCUGAGAGGAGCAGAGGUGAAUGUGGGAGAGAGGAAGGGAAGGGGAAGUUGGAUGUGGUGGUGGUGUUGGAUUCGGAUGAGGAGGAGGACGAUGACAAGUCUGGUGGGAAUGUGGUUCGGAGUGGUGGAGGGAGUUCGACAGGGAAGAGGAAGUUGAGUGAUGCAGUUGGAGUUGAAGAUUCGGAUGAUGAAAUGAGUAGGGGUGGGAAUGGUGUGGUGGGCAGAAGGAAGUUUAGCAGACGAGAAAAAGGGAAGGAGAAGUUGGUUGGAGGAGGGGUGCCUGAUGGUACUGACAAAGUGGAGUUGGAUUUGUUGAGCUCGAUGGACAAUGUGGUUACGAGUGCUGCUCAGAUAGGGGAGAAUGUAGCAUUGCAAGAUGAGAUGCAGGGUAGGAACAGGAAUGUUAGAGAGAAUGGGAGAGACUGGAACAGGAAUGCUAGAGAGAAUGGAGCAGAUAGGAGCAGAUACCUGGAACGGUUUCGGGACAUAGCCAGGCAAAAUGCUACUGGGUUUGCUCGUUUUGAUCCUCUAGAGGAGGAGGGGAAUGAUAUGCCUCCUCAGGCUGAGGUGGAACAAGACAUCGAAGAUUGGCCUGGUCCAUUUUCUACUGCAAUGAGGAUUAUGAGAGAUGGGGCAGAAAAGAAUAAGCAAGAGCAGAGUGCAAACAAAGGCAAGACUAAACCAGCAUUGGUGAACUGGGUCCCCAGGCCUCAGGAGCAGGAACGUGCAAUAUCAAAGAAUUUGAUCCCAUCAUUGCAGGAGUUGUGUUUGUCUGUUCUUGCUAAGAAUGCCGAUGCAAUAAUUUCACUGGAGAGUGUUCCAGAUGCUUUGAGGCACCAGCUCAGUCAUCUGCUCUGUGAUUCUAGAAGGAUGAACUCAUUUUUUGAACUUCUUGUUCAAGGAUCGCCAACAUAGGUUAGCUUAAGGGAUUACUCAUGGUUCACAGGGGAAGAGUUUACAAAAUCUUUUCAGGACUGCGACAUUAGCAACUUGACGAUAUUACAACUGGACCAAUGUGGGCGUUGUCUGCCAGAUUAUGUAUUGAAUUCUACCUUAGCCCGGUCAUCCAAUUGCUUUCUUGCUUUAACUUCUUUGUCCCUCAGUGGUGCAUGUCGUCUCUCAGAUGCCGGGUUAGGUGUACUUGUUUCUUCUUCCCCUGGACUGAGAUCUCUGAAUCUCAGCCAGUGCUCCCUUCUCACUUCCUCAAGUAUUGACACUUUAGCUAACUCAUCAAUGCUGAGGGAACUAUAUUUAAAUGAUUGCCAAAGCAUUGAUGCCAUGCUGAUUCUACCUGCCUUAAAGAAGUUUGAGCAUUUGGAGGUGCUGUGGCUGCCCGGCAUUGAAAAUGUUUGUGAUGAUUUUAUUGAGAAGUAUAUUACUGCUCGUGGCCACAAUUUGAAGGAGCUUAUUUUGACUGAUUGCAUAAAUUUAACAGAAUCUUCUGUGAAGGUCAUAGCUGAAACCUGUUCUGGGUUAUGUGCGCUUGACCUAGAUUUGCCUAAGCUGACAGAUUCUACUUUAGGAUAUCUUGCAAAUGGUUGCCGAGAAUUUCAAACAUUAAAGUUUUAUCGCAACUCAUUCAGUGAUGAAGCUAUUGCUGCAUUCCUGCAAACUUCUGGAGAAUGUUUGAGAGAACUUUCACUAAAUUAUAUCAAGAAGGUUGGAGAGAACACAGCCGUAUCACUAGCUAGAUAUUCAAGGAGCUUACAUUGUCUGGAUCUAUCUUGGUGCCGGAACUUGACAGAUGAGGCCCUGGGUUUGAUUGUGGACUGCUGCCUCUCUUUGAAGAUGUUAAAACUUUUUGGAUGCACUCAGAUUACAGACUUAUUUCUGUGUGGCCACUCAAAUCCGGAGGUAAAGAUCAUUGGCGUGAGAAUGUCUCCAAUAUUGAAAAAUGUUGAGAUGCCUGAUCCUGCAGCAGGUCCAUUGCACUAUUCAGCAGUCCCUUCAACUUAAUUUCAGUUUGGAUCAUCUUCAUUUGGAAGCCGAAUCAAGUGCGAUCGUAAUGUUCACAUACUUGACUCAGUCUUGCCUUCAAAAUGAAUAGCUUUUGUAAAAUGAACAGAGUGCUUUUAGUGCAUGUAUAAUCGAGAAGAGGUGGAAAGGUCAGCAUAUUGUAAGCAUUUCAUACGAACCAAGUGGAAUUCCUUCUUUUCAAACCUUUAUUUGAGGAAUUUGAUGACCAGUUUCCUGA
Messenger RNA from Argentina anserina (silverweed cinquefoil), 2763 nucleotides. RefSeq lists its product as uncharacterized. The record is from RefSeq and is a predicted model, not a curated record. Lineage: Eukaryota; Viridiplantae; Streptophyta; Magnoliopsida; Rosales; Rosaceae. Gene Ontology annotation, biological process: SCF-dependent proteasomal ubiquitin-dependent protein catabolic process. Gene Ontology annotation, cellular component: SCF ubiquitin ligase complex.